Molecule: messenger RNA, 1356 nt
Organism: Neltuma alba
Lineage: Eukaryota; Viridiplantae; Streptophyta; Magnoliopsida; Fabales; Fabaceae
Product: G-type lectin S-receptor-like serine/threonine-protein kinase At1g11330
Exons: 2
Coding region: 1-1356 (451 amino acids)
Biological process (GO): recognition of pollen
Source: RefSeq, a predicted model, not a curated record
AUGUUAAGUCUUUUACGUCCAAAUGACUACGAGUAUUCCAAGUUACUGGAGCAGGAGAAGAAUAGGGAAACAGUAGUCCUUUACAACAUUCAAAAACCCAUAAUUCUCUGCCUCCAUUUGCCGAUAAUCAACAUGUAUAUUGGAUUCAGUAAAAAUGCUUUCCUGUCACUUACUUUUCUUAUAUAUUUGUUCUCUUUUUCUGCUCUGGUCUGUGCCUUGCACACCAUUACGCCAUCUCUGCUGAUCCAAGAACCAGAAACAAUAAGCUCAAAUAAUAGCAUAUUCACGCUCGGAUUCUUCAGGUCUGAGAAUUCCACAAAUCGCUACUUUGGAAUUUGGCUUAUGACUGAAUCCACUAUUGUUUGGGUAGCAAACAGAAACAACCCACUGACUGAUUCUUCUGGGGUUCUCACAAUAUCAGAGAAUGGCAAUCUUCUUGUUUUAAAUGGGCAAAAAAAGGUUGUCUGGUCAACAAAUGUCUCACAUAUUACAGCAAAUUCCAGUGCUCAACUCUUGGAUUCUGGCAACCUUGUACUCGUAGAUGGAAUUACAGGAGCAAUGAUAUGGGAGAGUUUCCAACAUCCUUGUGAUACGUUGUUACAUGACAUGAAACUUAGCACUAAUCAACGAACAGGUGAGAAAGUACAACUUACAUCAUGGAGAAGUACAUCGGAACCAUCCUCAGGAGAAUUUUCUUGCAGUCUUGAACACCUUAAUUUUGCACAAGUAUUUGUGUGGAAAGACAAUCGUCCUUACUGGCGAAGUGGUCCAUGGAAUGGUUCAGACAUUCUUGGAGUACCUUGGAGAUCAUCUACACUUGGAAAUGGGCUUCAAGUGAAAGAAGAGGAAGGAACUGUUGAAGUAUCUUUUCAUUUCACAGACAAGUCUUUACUGAUGAUUUAUACAAUAGAUUCUCAAGGCAGAUUAGAACAACGAGGUUGGAAUUUCCAGAAAAAUAUAAGGGAAGUUGGGUGGGUAACUGGGGACUUUGAGUGUGAUGUUUAUGGUAAAUGUGGCCCAUUUGGGAUCUGCAAUAAGCAGAGCUCACCAAUCUGCAGCUGCUUGAGAGGGUUUGAACCAAAUAACAAAGAAGAAUGGGCAAGGCAGAAUUGGACAGGUGGGUGUGUGAGAAGAGAAGCACUUCAGUGUGAGAGAGACAAUAAUAAUGUCUCUCAAGGUGGCCAAGCAGAUGGCUUUCUAAAAGUUGGAAAGUGUCUUGGCUGUAUGUUUUGGAAUGGAGAUUUAGUUGACUUAAUGAGCAACUCACCAGCUGGGGUGGAUCUUUACUUACGUCUCGGCUCCUCAGAACUUGGUACGUUUUUCAAUUCCAGAAAUUUCAUUAACGCCUUGGACUGA